AUGGGUACAUCCGCAUCCUCCACGGGAAACGCAGCAGAGCUCAAGGGGCUAGUAUUAGCGCUACAAAUGGUUUCCGACAUACAUAAAUCGUCCAACCGCCCUGUUAAAUGCGCCAUGUUCACCGACAACCAAGUCGCCAUCCAAGCGUUACAAAACCCCAAGUGCCCGUCAGAAUAACACAUCCUCGUCGAGGCGAUACGAGCACUCGAAGGAGUCUGUAGCCGAGGAUGGGAAGUCCAUUUUCGCUGGAUCCCGGCGCAUGUCGGUGUGCACGGCAACGAAAUGGCGGAUCAAGUAGCCAAAGAAGCCGCCGGAGCCGAAGCAUGUACGGACAUUCACGGCAACCACGAAAACUAUCAUCCGCCGGGCAAUGAAAUACAAGUGUUGCAGGCUGCUUGCCAUACUUGGGGCGGCUGGCGAAUGGGGAGCAAGGUCGAUCAUGGUCGGUGGUGUCCUGGGCUUCCUCGGUGACGGGCUCGCCGCCCACGUCGAUCGUUCGUUCGGAUCCUUUUAGGUGUACCUUUCGCAUGCGGAGCGAGCACCAGGUUGCGUUUUGAUCUUUCCAGCCGUUGAUGCGCCAGUGGGUGUCAUCGAAUGUGGGCCAGUCAACGGUGGCCGUUGUUGGGUGGCGGCAACGCGACUACCUAACAAGGUUAAUAAGGUAACAAACGUGGUUGAAGCGGCGGCCCCCAACCACUACCUCGUCCGCUUUCGACCUUUCGAGACAGAUGUCGCUUCGCGAAUCCCGUCGAUCGUAACAAGGGUUGUCGGCCUCGAAGGUCAUGAUCAAACAGGUGCGUGAGCCCGGCUUUCUUUGCGGAUUCUGCGCACGUAAAUUGAUGCGACGGUCGUGACGGGCGUCAGCGCACGGGGUGGGUAUUAUCCAGGCUGCUGACAAGGCCCAGGCCCCCUCGGUCGUUUGCUGAUGACAUGGUACUGGCGGAGGACGCGCGCAAGGCAGAUUUCGACGCGCUUGCUGUU
Colletotrichum destructivum is the source of this 981-nucleotide messenger RNA. RefSeq lists its product as uncharacterized. The coding region runs from base 1 to 177 and encodes 58 amino acids. The record is from RefSeq and is a predicted model, not a curated record. Lineage: Eukaryota; Fungi; Ascomycota; Sordariomycetes; Glomerellales; Glomerellaceae. The transcript has a single exon.